This is a messenger RNA of Lemur catta (Ring-tailed lemur), 2762 nucleotides long. Its product is annotated as zinc finger and SCAN domain-containing protein 2. Gene Ontology annotation, biological process: regulation of transcription by RNA polymerase II. The record is from RefSeq and is a predicted model, not a curated record. The transcript has 2 exons. NCBI's taxonomy places the organism in Eukaryota, Metazoa, Chordata, Mammalia, Primates, Lemuridae. Gene Ontology annotation, molecular function: DNA-binding transcription factor activity, RNA polymerase II-specific; RNA polymerase II cis-regulatory region sequence-specific DNA binding. The coding region runs from base 173 to 532 and encodes 119 amino acids.
CUUCCAGCAGGGGAACUUUGGCCUGAAUAAAACUACAGAGGGGCGAAUGCUGGAGGCUGUGGGAGGUGAGUGUCCCCGGCCAGACUGGGGGCUGCCUGACCCUCGGGUGCCCACUGAUCCCUUUCUCCGCUUCUGCCUCCCCAGGGACUGCUGAUUGCAGCUGGAAGUGUCCAUGACGGAGCUGGCGUCCUCCGGGGGCGGGUCCCCUGCGGGGGACGGGGAGGAGGGUCUUGGGGACGAGCGAGGCCUGGUCAUCCACCACCCUGCAGAGGAGCAGCCCCACCGCUGCCCGCUGUGUGGCCAGACCUUCUCGCAGCUGCCCAGCCUGGUGCGGCACCAGAAGGCGCACGCCGGGGCGGGUCGCACGGCCGCCUUCGUGUGCCCCGAGUGCGGCAAGGCUUUCAGCGUCAAGCACAACCUCGAGAUGCGGAGUGGGCAGGACCUUAUGACUCUGAAGGUACAGGGCACAUCUGGGCACAGAGACCAGGAAUGGGGUUCCACAGGGCUUGACUGGCACCACACCCUGGCAUGAGGACACAUCCCCUAAGCAGACCUGCCUUGGGAGGUGCCCUGCAGUGGCCUGUGGAGGUGACAGGAUGGAGCUUGGAAUUGGAGGCAGAUUCUGAGCCCUGUGGACAAACUCGCCAGGCCUGGUGGGAAUCACAGCUGGGGAAGACCUCAUCCUGGCUACCUGGCCAUGGGUCUCAACUCUCUGGUGGCAGGGACGACGCCUGUGUGGAGAGCUGGCUUCUCUCCUCCUGCUUGCCCACCACUUGGCUGAAGUUCAGAGACAUGAAGUGACUGGUCUAAGCUAACACAGCAAGUCAGUGGCAGUCCUGGCUCUGAAGGCAAAACUUUGCCCUAGAUGCGAAUGACACCGGCAGGCAGUGGUUCUUUCCUUUCUGAGCAGUGGUUCUUAACACUUUGGGGUCAUGAAGCCCUUUGAAAAUCUGAUGGUUAUGGACUUGCCCCCCACCCCCACCCCAGGAAAACAGACAUACUCACAUAGACUCAAAAAUCCCACGCAAUUUCAAGAACCCCUGGACUCCCUGGAUGAAACCUGUCCGCUGACUCCAGACUGAGAACCUCAGCCCUGGGGGCUUCGCCUGCUGCCCUUUCCUUGUCUGUCACUCAUGGAGCCCUAAGGCGAGGCCGCUGUGCUAGUAAUGUUCCUCCUCCCCCAGCCAAGCCGCCUCCUUCCCUCGUCCAGGAGCAAAGAAUUCUGGGGAGGGGACCCUUUUAGUCAGUCCCUUCCUCCAGACCUGACAAAUGAUGCAUCAGGGUCUGAAGCCUAAUUUCCCUUCCCCAGAUGCAGUGGAGUUUCCUGUGCUGGCUUUGCUCUUCUGGUUUUUGUGUUUCUAACCGGCUGCUGGUUUUCACAAAGGAGCCCUUUGCUCCUGCCCUGGGCUCUGAUUUCUGUGUGAGGCCCUGCGGGGAGCUGGGCUGCUGUGCGUGCUGGCCCGUGAGUUUGGUCUGAGUCUGCCCCAGGGAGAAGAAAUGCUGCUUCCACCAGCCAAGCCCAGACAGCGGUGCCUCCUGUCCGACCAGGUGUUCGCCCAGCCAGGUAUCAUGUGGGAACACUGGGGAGGAAGAGGAUGAGAGCCUCACUCCAGGUGCCCGCGGCUCUGGGCAGGGGGUGAGCCCAGUGCAGUGGCUUUCUGUGUGCUCCCCACCUGUGGCGGUAAGAACAGAGCCCAGGCUCGGGCUGGCAGCAGGGCGGGGAUUCCUCCCGUCUUCACACCUGAGCAGGUCGGCCUGGAGCCCACAGGUGCUCACCUGCUGCCCCAGAGUGAGCUGCCCGUCAGAAGAGGCCAAAACAGCCAGGGCUGGGAUGGGUUUUGGUCAGGGUUGUGAAUUCCUGUCCUGGGGUGUUGCUUGUCAUAUCUUCAAUGCAGUUUGGCCCAUAGGUCCUUACUGACCACCUACCCUGUGCCGUGCCCCGGGCGCCAUAACAGAAUGCUCAGGGACAUUGGAGAAAGAGAAGGCACUGAACGCCUAGGAGCUUCCACUCUGGGGAACCCUGGCCAACCUAGAGAAAACCUCUACAACACACACCGUCUCUGCUAACUGUCCAGCUUGUGUGCUCCCUGCCUGUGACUGUGCUGUGCUCAUUCCUGCCUCCGUACCUUCCCCUGUAUUGCUCUGAAAUGUCCCCCUUUCUCUCCACCCUGCUAAGCCCUUAUCUGCCAGGGCCCAGCUUCCCGAACCACGGAGUCCAUGUUCCUCCUUCUCAGCACAGUAUGUGUAUUAACACACCAUCUUCUCCUCCCCCUAGAGUAUUAUGUGCUGUCUUCACUUACGCUCCAGUUUCCUCUGUGUGUGUGUGUGUGUGUGUGUGUGUCUGUGUGUCUGUCUUGUCUUGAUCCCCAACUAGACUGUGAACUCCAUGAGGACAAGGGACUGUGUCAUUUCUUCUUGAACCCCAACAGGGUCUAGCAUAGGGCUGGGCUCAUAACUCUCAGGAAACACUUGUCGACUGACUGAUGGAUCAAGUGCCGGAGGUUGUGGGGUGGCCGGUCCUGAGAGGUGUGCAAGGGAAGAGGGGAUGUGAGUUAACCAGUGGGUGCAUUUAACUGGGCGGUGGGCUGGCUCCCCUGGGUCAAUAAUGGGCGUCAGAGGCCUCAGGUCCUUCCCUACUUGGGGCAGUGGGAGCUGGGGGGACCCCCCAUGGCUGUGCACGUACACAUACAGGCUUGUCCAGGCUGGGUAUUUGUGUAGGUCGCUGACACCUGCCGGAGCUGACCAAGUAGAAUAAAUGUUCU